Molecule: messenger RNA, 4185 nt
Organism: Glycine soja
Lineage: Eukaryota; Viridiplantae; Streptophyta; Magnoliopsida; Fabales; Fabaceae
Product: protein NLP8-like
Exons: 6
Coding region: 794-3715 (973 amino acids)
Molecular function (GO): DNA-binding transcription factor activity; protein binding
Source: RefSeq, a predicted model, not a curated record
AGCAAGGAAAAGCAGAGCAGCGAGAUUCCUGAAGCAAAGUCAAUUGGAAUCAAGAUAUUUAACUAUUUAUGGGAAAAAAAAUUCCGAUCGAAACGAAAGUGAUGAGUUUAGCAUAGUUAAGAACGCCGUACAAGGGUGAAAACGGCUAUGAAAACCGUCUUUCCAUUUUUAGCAACCCUUCUGUUCUCUUCUCUGGUACUUCCGUCCAACCAAUUCAGUUUACAAAAAAUACUGUGUCUCUUUCUUUUCUUGUAACCAUUACCAACACAACAGUUCCGUGUUUUUUAAAAUUAAUUAUUUUCGAAAUUUAAACUCUCACUGCGUUGUUCACUUCAGAGCUGAGCUGCACCUGUUUUGUUGAAUUCUAUGGACACAGAUUCCGUCAUGCUCGAGGAUUUUAAGGUCGGUGGUUGGUCAUUGAUUCGCUAGCUAUCCCAACAAAUCUAUUUCUAGGGUUCAUGUUCAUAUGUUCAUGUAUUACCAAUCCCCAAUUUCUUUCUCAAAUUUUUUGUCUACCUACUGUAUUUUUUUAACAUUUCACAUAUAGUACUCCCCUCACUGUUUGCCAAUCGUUGAUGAGCUUCACAAAUUCUCUGUCCCUUGUAUCUUACGCCGUUUCCCUGUGCUUCCUUUCGAGCUCUGGUCCUCAACAUUCAGGUAGCGAAUUUGAGUACACAAACUUCCAGAAUUGAACAAUGGUGGUGAAUAUGGAAGCAAUGUCUCUUGCAAAUUUUUACACAGAGGAACUCUAACAUUCGUUAAAUUUCAAUCAAUUUCGAUCUCCAACAUAAGUAUGGAAUACCCUUUUUCCCCAAAGGAGAGUGUAAUUGGGGAUUGGCAAUCUUCUGGAGCUCAGUUGGAGGGAUCAGCAUCAUUAGAUGGCAGAAUGAGCAAUUCAAUACCAGAGGAUAUGCCCAAUAGCUUCUCUGAGCUCAUGAACUUUGAUACCUAUGCUGGUUUGUGCAACAGCCCAUCCAUAACUGAUCAGAUUUUGGCUAAUGACCUUCCAUCAUUUGCCUCAUUAUCAUAUCCGUUGCCCGAUGGGUUCAAUCUAGUCCAACAGUACAGUGGGCAAUACUGUAUGUCAGGAGUUGGCAGAAAUAACAAUGACAUGGAAAGCUCCCCCAUUUAUGGGGAGAAAGUUGUGUGUCAGCAAAUGGACACCCUACUUGGUUGCUUAAAUGAUACAAAUGAAGCAAAUAACUUGAAUUCUAAGCUAAAAAUGAAUAGCUCUUCUCAACAUCUCAAUAACUUUGAUACAGGCAAUUAUAUGAUGUCUAGGUCACCUGGUUUGUCACUUGAUGAGAGAAUGCUGAGGGCUUUGUCCUUCUUUAAGGAAUCAGCUGGUGGGGGAAUAUUGGCACAAGUUUGGGUACCCAUAAAGCAUGGUGAUCAGUUCAUCUUAAGCACGAGUGACCAACCUUAUUUGCUAGAUCAAAUGCUCGCAGGGUAUCGUGAAGUGUCCAGGACAUUUACAUUUUCUACAGAAGGAAAAUCUGGUUGUUUCUUAGGACUUCCUGGUCGUGUGUUUACGUCCAAAGUUCCUGAGUGGACUUCAAAUGUUGGUUAUUACAGUAUGAGUGAGUACUUAAGGUUUGAGCAUGCAAUUAAUCACAAGGUUCGUGGAUCAAUUGCAAUUCCCAUAUUUGAUCUGCACUCUGAAUUUCCAUGCUGUGCUGUACUGGAACUUGUCACUACAAAGGAAAAGCCAGAUUUUGACAGAGAAUUGGAAAUUGUUCGUCAUGCACUCCAGCUUGUAAAUUUAAGGACUGUCAAGACUCUCAGAUGUCUUCCCCAGAGUCUUUCAAACAACAAAAAAGCUACUUUGACCGAGAUAGUUGAUGUGUUACGAUCUGUCUGUCAUGCACAUAGAUUACCACUGGCACUGACAUGGAUUCCCUGUGGUUACACUGAGUGCUCAAGAGGUGAAGCUUCAAGAAUACGAAUUAAAGGGGGUCAUUCAACUUCUAGUGAAAAAAGCGUACUGUGUCUUGAAGAAUCUGCUUGCUACAUAACUGAUAGAGCAAUGGCAGGAUUUAUCCGUGCAUGCAUGGAACAUCAUCUUGAGGAAGGGAAAGGUAUAGCUGGGAAAGCUCUUCAAUCAAAUCAUCCUUUCUUCUAUCCUGAUGUGAAAACAUAUGAUAUUAGUGAAUAUCCACUUGUCCAUCAUGCACGCAAGUAUAAUUUGAAUGCUGCAGUUGCAAUUAGGCUAAGGAGUACUUAUACUAAUGAUGAUGAUUACAUAUUGGAAUUCUUUCUGCCUGUCAAUAUGAGAGGGAGUUCAGAGCAGCAACUUUUAUUAGACAACCUCUCGGGUACGAUGCAGAGAAUUUGUAGUAGUUUGAGGACAGUUUCAGAAACCGAAUUAUCAGGAAUAGAAAGCUCACCAGUGGGGCUUGGAAAGAAAAAUGCCCCCAGUUUUUUUCCUUUGUCAAGUAGAAACUCUGACAUACCAUUAAUAAAUGGUGACUGUGAUUCUGUCCAGAAGAUGUCAUUGAAGGCAACAACUAACCUAAAGGACAACGAAAUUGAGCCUUCUCCUAACCAGGAAAGAAAUGGAUCAAAAAGACAGGUCCAGAAAAAUAGAAGUACAUCGGAGAAGAAUGUUAGCUUGAGUGUUCUCCAACAAUACUUUUCUGGUAGUCUGAAGGACGCUGCAAAAAAGAUUGGUGUUUGCCCAACAACUCUGAAAAGGAUAUGCAGGCAACAUGGAAUUCCAAGGUGGCCAUCCCGCAAGAUUAAUAAAGUCAAUCGAUCAUUGAAGAAGAUACAGACUGUGCUUGACUCUGUCCAGGGCAUGGAAGGAGGGUUGAAGUUUGAUCCUUCUAUGGGGGCGUUUGUGGCAGGAGGGUCAAUCAUCCAGGAAAUUGAUGCACCUAAAAGUACUAUAAAAGACCCCGUGCCUGUUACUCAAGAUGCAUUCUCAGUACCACCCGCACCUUGUAGUGAAGGUGAGAAUUUUUCAAUUAAGUUGGAGGGAAAAUUGAAGAAAACCAAUGUUUCUUCAGUUGAUUACAGUGAAGAUUCAAAAUCUAUGGCAAUCAAUGAUGGGUCGUGCCAGAUGGCAAGCCUUUGCACCAAGGUGCAGGAUUGUCCUGAACAAGCUUGCUUGGGUUCUGUUCUUGCAAAAGAACAUGAUAAACGAAUUCUGAACAAGGGUGGUUUGAGUGUAGAAAAAUUUAAACACAAUAUUGUUGGCCAGAGUUCAAAAUCUUUGAUUGCUGAUGAGAUGGACAUUGGUGUAGAUGGGGAUGAUGGAGUUGUUGAACGUAACCACCCUACUUCCUCAAGCUUGACAGACUCAUCUAAUGGCUCUGGCUCAAUGAUGCAUAGCAGUUCAUCAGGCUCUCGGAGCUUUGAGAACCAGGAUCAGUCCAAAGUCAAAUCAACCAUCAUUGAUUGUGGGUCGAAACUAAUUGUCAAAGCUACCUAUAGAGAAGACACCAUUCGUUUCAAGUUUGAUCCAUCUGAAGGUUGUUUCAGACUAUAUGAAGAAGUUGCAGCAAGAUUCAAACUACAAAAUGGGUUAUUUCAGCUCAAAUAUCUAGAUGAUGAAGAGGAAUGGGUGAUGUUGGUGAAUGAUGCUGAUUUGCAAGAGUGUAUAGAAAUAUUGGAUGAUAUUGGCACACGUAGCGUCAGGUUUCUUGUUCGUGAUAUGCCUUCCGUUUUAAGCAGUUCUGGCAGUAGCAAUAGCUACUUGGGAGGCAGCUCAUAGCAUAUGGGAUGUGGUGGACGACUUCAAUGUGAAAAUUCGAGUCUUGCUUUGACAAGUUGAUGUUAAUUUUUCACAAUCUUCUAAAGGUUCUGCAUCUGGAAGAGUUUGAAUCUUAUCCACAGCCACCUAUGCCAAGUGCAAAGCUUCUUCAUUUCUUUCUCAACUUUGUGCAUUGCCAAAUUAUAAUUUCUGAGUAGCUUUUUGGAAGAUAGAAAGACGCGGUUCAUAUGGGAGUACUUGCAUGUUAUGUUAAAUAUAUAGUUUUGUAUAUAUUGAACACAGCGGCAGCAUAGAAAUUUAUAGUAGUAGUAGUCAGUUCUGUGAUGCUGUAAUCGCACUUUGUAAUUGUAUAGAUAGAUAUAGAUAGAUAGAUUGAUUUCCCACAAGAUAAUAUAGCUAAAAUAUGAUUAUAAAGUUCUCGCCAUGUGUGGAUUUCUUUUAAGUCAACCUUUUAUUGUAAAGGUUGAUCA